Molecule: messenger RNA, 5387 nt
Organism: Peromyscus californicus insignis
Lineage: Eukaryota; Metazoa; Chordata; Mammalia; Rodentia; Cricetidae
Gene: Ajm1
Product: apical junction component 1 homolog
Exons: 2
Coding region: 847-3774 (975 amino acids)
Biological process (GO): cell-cell junction organization
Cellular component (GO): apical junction complex; plasma membrane
Source: RefSeq, a predicted model, not a curated record
AUUCUGGACACUGGAGGUUGCAGCUGCACUCCAGGCUGAGCAAGCCAUCUGGCUCCCAGGUACCUGCUGAGAUUUUGGCGUCUUCAGAGCCAAAGAGGACAGUUCCUGGGGAAAGGCCAAUGGGGCAGGGAAUGCUCAUCUGCUUCCACCUGGGUCCAACCACAGACGUGCAUUCUGGAAACUCCCCAAACCCAGAUUCUCUGCCACCAAGCCAAGAUUUUGGGUUCCUUGCAAGGCCCUGCCUGGAAUCCUGCUGGCAGGCUUUGCUUGGUGCAAGGAACCCCUGUUCAGACCCAAAGACUUGUACUUUAGGUAUGCUAUUCGUGACCCUUCACUUUACAAGGCCCAAAUGAGAGCUAGGGCAACCAAUCGUAUCUGGACCCCCACUAUACACCUCCCUUCCAGCGCGGCCCCUUUAAGUGCCACCCUACUAAUCGCCGCUGGGGGCAGCACUGAGCAGCCAGGCCAGGAUCAGAGCUGCUGCCUCCAACCUUCUGCCGGUACCGGCUAUAUAGCGGGGCCAGGUACACACCGGAACCGACUUGGGUUAUGCAGUCUACCUGGGCUCAGCUCGUGGAGAAAUAACCAGGCUGCAUGGGCUGUGAGGUUUCUCCUGCAGGUACUUCUAACACAGAUAUGGAUCCAGCACCAGAAUCCCUGACCAAGACCUGCAGCCAGGGCUGCUCCAUCCCCUAUGCCCCAGGUAAGCCGGACCAGUACGUGGGGUGGGGUGGAGGUAAAGGGCUUGGGGUGCAGAGGAAGCUGCCCUGACCGGUAUCUCCUCCCAGGGCGAAAUCCCCGAAAGGCCGAGUGACUGGAGCUACCAGCCUGGGGACGUCUUUUAAGAUGACCCGCACGGACCCGCCGGACUUGCUGGUGUCGACCGUGUACCAGGACAUCAAGGUGGUGGCCCCAGGGCUUACGUCCAAACGCCAGCCAUGUGAGCGAUCCGUGACCCGGCCAGCUGCGCCCGCGCCUUUCAACAAGCGCCACUGCCGUAGUUUCGACUUCUUAGAGGCACUGGACGAGCCCACCAUGGAGACGCACCCAGAGCCGCCACCUCCCGAGCCCGCACCACCGCGUGCCCGGCCCCGAGACAGCGAGUCUCGGCGCCGCACCCGUUCCAAGAGCGCACCCCGUGCGCCCCACAGCCUGGCGCCUGCUCCAGCUUCACCGCCGGUAUUGCAGCGCAGAGGCCGGGAAGCCCAGCGCUCGGUGAGGUUGGAGGGGUCCCCGCACCGGGAGCCCUCGUACCCUGCGCUGCGGGCUCUCGCCAAUGAGCUGCACCCCAUUAAGCUCCAGCCACAACGGGGCGGCCCCGGACGCAUCGCGCCUCUGUGCGCCACCCCAGGCCGCUGUGCGCCGCCGGCCGAACCACCCACAGGACCUGUCCCCCACGUCCGCUGCCGUUUGGACAUCAAGCCGGACGAGGCAGUGCUGCAGCACGCCGCCCGAAGCUCGCGACCUUGCGCGCCCAGCGAGGGGACGCCCUGGGCUCGCACAGCUCCACAAUUCCAUGGCCUCACAGUUCCAGGGCCCCGGCAUGUGGCCCUGUCACGUACUCCCACCCCUAGUGAUUUAUACUGUACCGACCCCAGAGCAGUGUACUGCGACGGGCCGCUGCCUGGGCCCCGUGACUACUUGGAGCACCGCAGUCAAGCCUUCACAACGCCCCCAGGUCCCACCCAAUUUUUCUACACCGAGGAACCUGAGGGCUACGCAGGCAGUUUUACCGCAAGCCCAGGCCUCCCUUUUGAUGGCUACUGCUCCAGGCCCUACUUGACCGAAGAACCCCCCAGACCCAGUCCAAGGCGUGUGGGCGGCUACUAUGCUGGGGAAGUACGCACCUUCCCGAUCCAGGAGCCUCCCUCCCGCUCCUACUACGGGGAGACACCUCGAGCCUACGGCCUGCCUUUCGUCCCCCGGUAUGUCCCAGAAGAGCCCCGGGCACACCCCAGUGCCCGCACCUUCUACACAGAGGACUAUGGGAGGUUCCGUGAACGCGACGCAAUGGCUCGGACUUACCCGCAUCCGCGCAGCAGCCCAGCCUGGGCUGAUUGGGGUCCGAGGCCUUACCGCACCCUUCAGGUGGUGCCUCCUCCCGCCCCUGGACCACUGUUGGCCUCGUGGCAUGGUGGCACCGGCACAAGCCCGCCUAGGCUGGUGACAGAUAGCCGCCACUACUCUCGAUCCUGGGACAACAUCCUGGCUCCUGGUCCUCGCCGUGAAGACCCUUUAGGACGCGGCCGCAGCUAUGAGAACCUGCUGGGACGCGAGGUUCGGGAUACACGGGGUUCAUCCCCAGAAGGCCGGCGUCCACCAGUCGUCGUGAACCUGUCCACCUCACCCAGACGCUAUGCAGCACUGUCGCUGUCCGAGACGUCACUCACAGAAAAAGGCCGUGGUGGAGAAAGCCUGGGCCGCAACUGGUACAUCACGCCGGAGAUCACCAUCACCGACAACGACCUGCGCUCAGUAGAGCGCCCGACUGCUAGGGGCUGGGAAUUGCCUGGAGGCCGACCGCGGCAGCCCGCACCCACGGUCCCCGAGGGACCUGCCUCCAGCCGCCAGCGCAGCCUCGAGCAGCUGGACGAGCUCAUCACCGACCUGGUCAUCGACUCGCGGCCACCGGGCCAGGCACCGGAGCCUGCCGCCGAAGGUUUAGGUCGCCAACUGCGCCGCCUGCUGGACUCACGGCCUGUGGGCCCUGGAGGAGCAAAGGCGCUGGCGCCGUCGCGCUCGCCCCCAGCCUCGGCUGGCAGCAAUGAGGAGCCCACCGGCUCCGGGGAGGCAGCCGACGCUUCCCCGGAGCCCAGCGCAGACGAGGACGACUUGAUGACCUGCUCCAACGCGCGCUGUCGGCGGACGGAGACCAUGUUCAACGCCUGCCUCUACUUCAAGUCCUGCCACAGCUGCUAUACCUACUACUGCUCGCGUCUGUGCCGCCGAGAGGACUGGGAUGCGCACAAAGCGCGUUGCGUGUAUGGCCGCGUGGGCAGCGUGUGUCGCCACGUGCUGCAGUUCUGCCGCGACAGCAGCCCAGUGCAUCGCGCCUUCUCGCGCAUAGCGCGCGUCGGAUUCCUGUCGCGCGGCCGUGGCGUGCUGUUCUUGGGCUUCCCAAGCCCGGGCUCUGCCGACAACUUCCUACGCUUCGGCCUGGAAGGGCUACUGCUAUCGCCCACCUACCUAUCACUGCGUGAGCUGGCUACACAUGCGGCGCCCCUGGGUAGCUAUGCGCGAGAGCUGGCGGCUGCCGGGAGGCUCUAUGAGCCCGCGGAGUGCUUCCUGCUUAGUGUGUCGGUGGCCGUAGGCCCCGGCGCUGCACCUUCCGGAACCGCUGCCCGGCCAGCACCACGCAGCCCUGGGCCCACCGUGCGCAAGUUCGCCAAGGUGGCCCUGGCCGCCGGCAGCCCGACGCGGCCUCCUCCUGCGCGUGGUGGAGAGCCAGACAUGGAAACGCUGAUCCUAACGCCACCUCCAGGCACUGCGGGCCUGGACCAGGAGGGUGAGGCCGGCCGGCGCGCACGUGAAGUGGCCUUCAUCCACAUCCAGCGUGAACUGCGACUGCGCGGCGUCUUCCUCCGCCAUGAGUUCCCACGGGUCUACGAGCAGCUCUGCGAGUUCGUAGAGGCUAACAGGCGCUUCACGCCCACCACCAUCUAUCCCACGGAUCGGCGCACGGGCCGCCCCUUCAUGUGCAUGAUCAUGGCUGCUUCCGAGCCACGAGCACUCGAUUGGGUAGCCAGUGCCAAUCUGCUAGACGACAUCAUGUGAGCUAGACAACAUCAUGGGACUGUUAGGCCCAGGCCCUGACCAGAGCCCUGCCUGAUCCAUCAAGACCGCCCCCAGAAUCUGAACCACCUGGUUCAGCACCCCCGCCAAGUCCCCCGGAGCCUCCCUCAGUCUUCUACAAUUUCUCUGCCCUGAGAGCUCCACCCACUCCAAACCUCUAACUUUGCCUAGGAGCCCACCCCCACCCCACCCCCGCCGUCCUGUUUCCCAUCAGCUGCUUCUUUUCCUUCCUAUUCUCAGCGAGACCACCCAGAUCCCACAUCCUGGGCUCUCCCCCAGUCAGCCAGGGAGAGGGGGCUCCCCAAGAGCCCGGUCCUCGCCCUCGGUGCUCCCCGCUGGGAGGUGGGGUGGGCCUGAGGACCGCUGGGCUCUGCCUUCUAGUGGAAGGUUACUACUACAUACAUCCCAUGGGGACAAACUUGAUACACAUUGUGGGUGCUUGCUAUAGCUCCCGAACCCUAGAUUCAUCCCCUUUCCUCCUAGUCCAGAAGUUCAUGUUGACCAAAGCCUAAUGUCCUUACUGUAAGCACUCCCCUAACCUUUCUCCUGUGUCUGGGGGGUGUCAGGCUCAGAGGCCUAGUCCUUGUGCAUCCCUAUGCUGUUGAGGCAAUGGGCAGGGCCGCACACACACUAACAGUGCUGCCUAUCCUGAGGUUCUCUCACCUCUGAUCAUGUUGGUCUGGGCCCUUGCAGAACCUGUUGGAAUACUGCGGGGGACGGGUCUUCAGGCCAAGGCGUAGGCACAAGCCACCCAGCCAGAGGGGAACCUGAGCAGGGGAAGCAGAGUGUGGGUAGUGGGCAGGCCAGAGUCAAAAAUCUGACUGGGCAAGGGUUUGAAUUCGCUCACACCUACUCAACAAGAUGGCCCUAAAAAUCCACCUUCCAGAGAAGAUGGAAGCUCAGGCCUUAAUCUCCCAGGGAGGUGGGAAGUGUGUGCUAAUGAAUUAGCAGGGGACCCUACAGAGAGCAACACCUACCUGCUGACUGACUUGUGUUGAAUAAGGAACAGGGGCUGGCCCUAAUUAGAAACUGGUUGGGGUGCAGAGUAGUGAGCCACCAGGUGUGGGAGCCCUUAGGGAGCCGGUACUGAGGCCUACCCUGAGUCCAACCCUAAGCACAAACGUGCCGCAUACACGCCCUGGCUGAGCUCCAAGCUGAGAGUAGAAGCCAAAGCCUGAUGUGUUGUGGAGAGCGUAGGCCUAGGCAGCCCUGGGCCCCUUGCUGGACCCGUGCAGGCCUAACUGCACUCGGGUCCGCGCCCAGAACUCCGUUUAGGGUGUGACCCAGAGAGGCUUGAGACCAGAAGCUGGACAAGUGCUCUCUAGGAGCCCGCAGGCCCUUCAGAGGCAGGGGAGGUCAAGAGCGAGAGCCUGGGACAACUCCCUGCAGCGCGCGAGGCGCGCAUGCUUCACUACCCUCCCUGCUGUGUGCCCCGAUUGCCGCUCUUGCAACACUUGCUGCCGCUCAGCCUGCCGCCCUCCCCAGGGGCUCCACUUUCCUUCCUGCGGCAGGCUGGCAACAAUGCCCCUGGCAAGAACUCGCCCAUUUCUAAAGGGCGAGUGCUUUCAAACCAAGUAAAAUAGAACUUGAAUGUA